Nylanderia fulva is the source of this 4615-nucleotide messenger RNA. Its product is annotated as WD repeat and HMG-box DNA-binding protein 1-like. The record is from RefSeq and is a predicted model, not a curated record. Gene Ontology annotation, biological process: DNA-templated DNA replication; mitotic cell cycle; DNA repair. Gene Ontology annotation, cellular component: nuclear replication fork. Lineage: Eukaryota; Metazoa; Arthropoda; Insecta; Hymenoptera; Formicidae. Gene Ontology annotation, molecular function: chromatin binding; protein binding.
UAUUUAUAUCAUGUAAUAAAUAUAUGUAUUUGACAUUUUUAAAUUUGCAAGGAACUUUUGAAAUAGAAAUUCCCUAUUCGAUUUGCCAAUUGAAUGUUCUUUUACUAUGAUGGAUCAACCAAUCAACGAAUCCCUGUUAAAGAGAAGAGUCCAAUGAUUUUCACGCUUUGAAGAACAAGAAGCAAGAGGUCGUAACUAUAGAAAAUGUUGAUAAAAUAUUGGAAAAUACAAAUAUUUUGAUAUUUUGUCACUUGAAUCUAGGCUAAUAUGCCUUUGGUAAGGAAACCCAUGCGAUAUGCUCAUCAAGAAGGGCACACUGAUGUUUGCUAUUAUUCAGGUGAAAAAAGAGGACUUAUUACUUGUGGAUGCGAUGGAGAUGUUAGAUACUGGUUAAAUUUAAUGGAUGAUGAUCCAGCUACUAGUUGCAUAUCGGAACAAGCAAUUACUGUUAUUUCAAAAGAUGGUAAAAUUUUUGUAGGAAAUGACAAUAAUACAGUACAAAUGCUUACUUAUCCUGAUUUAGAAAAGGAAGGAAUAGUCACUAGAUUUUCAGCACCAGUUUCAGCAUUAGCAACAACAAAAGAUAGUAAUUUGAUAGUAUCUGGUUCUUGUGAUAUGCGGAUACAUGUUACAAAUAUUACUACAUCAGAUAGUAUAGAAUUAGAGGGCCAUGGGGCACCUAUCUUAGGCUUGUCUCUAGAUCCAAAGGAAGAAUUUGUGACAUCCUCUAGUGCAGAUGGAUCUAUUCGCGUAUGGAAUAUUAAGGAAAAAAAAACUGUACAUGUUUGGAAUAAUAUUGUACCAAAAUGUAAUUCCUUUUUUACUGCUAAAUCAUAUUGCACGCCUUCUUUUAAAUGUACGGAUGGUAGUUGUCUUGCAUAUCCAUCUAACAAAGACGUAGUUAUAGUGGAGAGAUUAUCCUGGAAGGAAUUGUAUAGAUUGAAAUGUCCUACCUUAAAGACUGAACUUAACAUUUGUAAAUUCUCUGAAUGCGGCACACGCAUUGCCGCUAGUUCACUACAUGGAGAGAUAAUUGUUUGGAACAUAGAUACUAAAGAAGUGAUUGGAUAUCUCGAACAUGAAAUAGAUACUAAAAUUACUGCAUUAGUAUGGCAUAUAGAUCAUUCCAAUGAGAUUGCAUUUUGUGAUGCAUUGGGAAAAUUAGGAUGUGUUGAUGUGAUAAGUUCUAAUAAACCUGAGAAUGAAAAGAUCUUGGAUUCAGAAAUAAAUGAGGAUGUAAUGGAAAAUGAUUUUACUUUAUUGGGCGACGAUGACGAUGAUGAAAAUGUGAUAUCUUUAAACAAAAUUAAAGCCUCUGUUAAUCUGGAAGAUGAUCAAAAAAGCCAAACAGCCUCUGAAAAGCUUCCAUAUGAUUCUAAAGCUUUUAUGCCCAGUGUAAAAUUGCAAUCACCUUUUCAACCAGGAUCAACACCUUCUCACUUAUUAUCAUAUUUCAUGAUGUGGAAUGAUGUGGGGAUGGUCAGAUGUUUUACAUCAGAAGAUGAUGAAAACUCCAGCAUUGAAGUAGAGUUUCACAAUGCUGCAAUUCAUCGCAGUAUGCAUAUAAAUAAUUAUUUCCGGCAUUCCAUGGCUGCUCUAUCCACUCAAGCACUUGCUCUGAGCUGCGCAGCUUCUGAUAAUGGUCCUAGUAAAAUUGUUGUCAUAUCUUUGCAAGGUUGGGGUUCUGGAAAUAAAGAAUGGUCUCUGGAUCUGCCAGAAGGGGAAGAAAGUGAAUGUUUAGCAGCUGGUGAUAAUUUUGUGGCAGUAGCAACAUCUAGAAGAAAUUUAAGAAUAUUUAUGAUAGGCGGAACACAACGUGAAAUUUUAGCUUUACCUGGACCUGUAGUUGCAAUGAAUGGCUUAGGAAAUCGUCUUUUGGUAGCUUAUCAUGCUGGAAUUGGUCCGGCAGGUGAUCAGAAUAUGAAUCUAUUAUGGAUACAAAUACAGGGAGCACAUGUACGCAGUCAAACUUUAACAAUUCCACUUUCGCCAACAUCGGAUCUUAUGUGGUUGGGACUAUCAGAUGCUAAUUCUCCCAUUGUAAUAGAUUCUGAUGAUAUUAUCAGGAUAUAUGAUAAGAGAUCUUGUCAGUGGAGAGUACUCUGUGAUACGAAUAUACAGGACAAAGGUAAAGCAGAUCAUUAUUUUGUAAUCGGUGUGAGCGAACAAGAACAGAAUAUGCGAUGUAUCCUUUGUAAGGGAAGUUAUUAUCCGCCGACAAUUCCACUGCCGAUAAUCACCGAGGUAUCUUUCUCUGCACCACUUUGUGAACCAGAAUCUGAGAAAACUAAAGAAGAACGUAAACUGUGGGAGAUAGGAAGUAAUCCAUCGGAUGCAACUGAAGCACUAUUAACUCUAAUUGCACUUGCCUGCAGAAGCAAUUUGGAAUAUCGUGCAGUGGAUAUUUGUGAACAAAUUGCAUCAACGAAAGCAAUAGAUUUGGCUAUACGAUAUGCCCUGCGUGUAUCUAAAACAGCAUUGGCAAAGAAGUUGGAAGCGAUUGCUGAUGUAAAGUCUGAUUCUAAAGAUUCAAAAGAAGAAGAAGAAAUGGAAAAUCAGGAGGACAACUUUACAAGCAAUAGUGAUUUUAGUAUUAAUAAUGAAGAGGAUAAUAAUAUACUUUUACCAUCUAUUAAAAAGCCAGAAGUGGAGAUCAAGCCACUAAGUAUGAGUCAAACAUUAAAAAGAGUAAAUCCUUUUUUAAAAGCUGGAAAUUCAUCUUUAUCACCAAGAGGUUUAGCUGGUUUGAACAGUUUACCAGAAAAACCUCAGAAACCAGUAAACAUUGUGCCUGUUAAACCGAAAUCAAAGACUGAAUCUAGGAAAGAGUCAUUUGUUACUUGGUAUGCUAAAAAUAGAAAGAAGCUGCAGGAAGAAUUUCCUGAAAUAAAUGUCGUCGAAUUGACUAAAAUUGGUUUGACACGGUAUAAAGAGGAAACAACAAAAUCGAACAACGUAGAGAAUGCGGUUGAAUCUUCAGAACUCAACAAGAAAAGGAAAUUAUCGAGUCUUGUGCCACUGGACACCGUUCAAGAGGCCAUGGGCUCUAUGGGUCCAUGGCACAUCGUGAUCGUGGUCGCAAUCUCUCUCGUCAAAUUUCCAGUAGCUUGGCAUCAACUUUCCAUUGUAUUUCUUGCACCACCCACUAAUUUUUCAUGCAUUGCGCCGUUAUCAGCGACUAAUGACUCUACGAUAAUGAAAUGUGAAAUUGAUGUAGGAAACGGGACUAUGGAAAAGUGCACGGACUUCAAAUACGAUAAGCGAAUAUUCCGAGAAAGUAUUAUAACGCAAUGGAAUUUAGUAUGCGAUAAAGAACAAUUGGCAAAUUUUGCACAAUCUUGCACAAUGUUUGGUGUGCUUAUUGGCAAUUUAAUUUUCAGUGUAAUGGCUGACAGAAUUGGACGAAAGAAGCCUUUGAUGAUCGCAAUCGCGUUGCAAUCGGUAACUGGAUUUGCAAGUGCAUUUGCACCAUGGUACGAAUUGUUGAUACUGAAAUUCAUAUGUGCCUUAGCUACUGGUGGAACGAUGCUUGUUAGUUUUGUUUUACUUAUGGAGAUUAUCGGAAUUGAAUGGCGGUCAAUCAUGUCGGUUCUCUUCCACGUGCCAUUUCUACUUGGACACUUAAUGAAUCCCUUAAUCUCUUACUUGACACAUGGCACAUGGUCUGGUUUUCAAAUGGCUGUCUCGAUACCAUCAGUUUUUUUACUUGCGUAUUACUGGAUUAUUCCAGAAUCACCGAGAUGGUUACUAGCCAUGGGCAAGCCGAGACAAGCAGAACGGAUUUUGCUAAAAGCUGCCGAACGAAACAAGAUACCGGUGGAAAAUGUGAAAGUAGCUCUUGAAACUCAUGAGAAUCAAGCAGCAAUUCGAAUCACAAAGAGCAAGGAAAAAUAUAAUAUUACGCAUUUAUUUAGAACUCCGAAUCUGAGACUGAAGACUAUAUGCGUGAGCAUCAACUGGUUCGUUUGCGGCAUGUGUUUCUUCGGUUUGGCGCAAUACAUGGGUCAUCUUGACGGAGAUAUAUUCAUUAAUGUCGCAGUUUCUGCUGCCAUGGAAUUACCUGGGACAGUGAUAGUUCUGUUUCUGAUAUCACGAGUGUCUCGUUUAAAAAUCUUGAUAGGAGGCAAUAUCUUGUCUGGUGUUAGCUUACUUUUGAUAACUUUAAUGACGAAUGCAAGUGCCAGGAUAUUUUUAGCCUCACUAGGCCUCGUGGGUAUGGCAAUCAGUUUCCCCACGAUAUAUUUGUACAGCGGUGAAGUAUUUCCGACUGUCGUAAGAAAUAUUGGCGUUGGCUUGGGAAGUAUUUCUGCCAGAAUCGGAAGUAUAAUCGCACCGUAUAUUGCUACAAUGGGAACUAUUCAACCUUGGUUGCCUCCAGUAAUAUUCGCCAUAGGACCAAUGCUAGGCGCUGUACUUUGUUUACUUUUACCAGAAACGAUGAAUUGUGAAUUACCAGAAACGAUAGAAGAUAGCGAAAACUUUGGAAAGAAAAAGCCUAAAGAAAGUACAUCGUCGACGUAAUUUUGCGCAAAAUACUCAUUGCCUCACACAACAAUUUUUAUAUCUGUAAUUUGAGAAUAUCAUACAGAAAUAUAGCAAUAUGUGUUCAGUUUAA